Fraxinus pennsylvanica is the source of this 507-nucleotide messenger RNA. Lineage: Eukaryota; Viridiplantae; Streptophyta; Magnoliopsida; Lamiales; Oleaceae. The record is from the annotation of a GenBank genome assembly.
AUGAUAUUGCCAGUGUUCAAGCUGGGCACACUUGCACUGAAAACGCUUUGCAAACCCAUUGGCAAACGCAUCAAAAAAGAGGCGGGCCUGAACCCCAAGUUCAGGCAAUCCAUAAUCAACAUUGCCCAGGCUAACCAUCGGUUCACAACAACGUUGCAAAGGCAGAUUUAUGGUCAUGCAACAAAUGUUGCAAUUCGUCCUCUAAAUGAAGAAAAAGCUGUUCAGGCUGCUGCAGACCUUUUAGGCGAACUCUUUGUGUUCUCGGUUGCAGGAACUGCUGUCAUUUUUGAGGUGCAAAGUCGUUCCAGAGCAGAAGCCAGAAAGGAGGAACUGCGUAGGAAAGAAUUAGAGGCUAUGAAGCAAAGAGAUGAAGAUCUAGCAAGAGAAGUUGAGCUUCUUAAGCACAGAAUUGCAACGCUCGAGCAGGUUGCCAAAGAUCAAGGCAUUGGUGGUAUUUUCAACUUCAAACGAGCACAUAAUACUGAAGAUAAAGCGAUAACCGCUUAA